Molecule: messenger RNA, 2029 nt
Organism: Hippocampus comes (tiger tail seahorse)
Lineage: Eukaryota; Metazoa; Chordata; Actinopteri; Syngnathiformes; Syngnathidae
Product: zinc finger protein OZF-like
Exons: 3
Coding region: 271-1674 (467 amino acids)
Biological process (GO): regulation of transcription by RNA polymerase II
Cellular component (GO): nucleus
Molecular function (GO): DNA-binding transcription factor activity, RNA polymerase II-specific; RNA polymerase II cis-regulatory region sequence-specific DNA binding
Source: RefSeq, a predicted model, not a curated record
CUGUAUCUCCGCAUGCCAAACUACUCGACCGCUUCAGUUUAAAAUAAUCAUAAUAGUCAAAAUAAAGAAGUCGAACCCACCUUCUUUGUCGAAUUAAAGCUAAAUAUACUUUAGCCUUGACGCAGAACGAACAUAGUUACUUUAUUAGACAAUAACAUAAUUAUCGCAAGCAACUGGACCGAGUUUAGCUUACUUAACCUGGUUUGCGAGCCUCUUCGUCGCGAAGCAUAGGUCAAGUGUGGACGUAAAGUGUUGUGAUUUUCUUUGAAAAUGCGCCCAAGAAGAACAGCAGAGAACGAGGAGCAACUUUGUGGGGCAAAAGAGGAGAGCGGCGUUGUUUUCAAAAAGUGUCGAUUUGGCUCACGCAGAGCAGACAUCAGCAAAGAUGUUUGUCCUGAGCGUCUGGAUGCAGAGCCCUCCCACUUUAAAGAGGAAGAGCAGAAAAAGCAGGUCUUCUACUUUAAAGAGGACGAGGAGCAACAGGCCCCUUACAUGAAAAAAGAGGAGGAGCUUAAGCACCCUUACACCAAAGUGGAAAGUUUAGAUGAAGAUCAAAAUGGGGCGGAGCUUCCAAGCAGCAGCUCGUGUCAGCGCAUGACAACAGAAGGUGAUGGUGACCACCAUGGAGCAUCACAAGCAGACGGCCUCAUCGCUCCACUGUCAGAUAGUGACAUCUCGUCAAAUGCUGCUGAUGAAGAUAAAGAGUCUGAUGGUGAUCUCAUAUGUCACACUGACAACAAACCGUGGAAAUGUCCUCGGUGUGAGAAAAGGUUUGCUGAUAAGAAUGCCUUGAAAUUACACACGAGAACUCACACCCGUAAGAAACCGUUCACCCGUUCAGACUGUGGCCGGAAAUUGUCUCAUCAGAGAAACUUAAAAAGUCACAUAAGAAUACGCACUGAUGAGAAGCGUUUUUCCUGCUCAGACUGUGGCCGAAAAUUCUCUCAUAAGGGAACCUUAGUAAAUCACACAAGAACACACACUGCUGAGAAACCUUUUUCAUGCUCACUUUGUAGCCAAAAAUUUUCUCAGAAGCAACACUUAAAACGUCAUACAAGUGUACACACUGCUGAGAAACCUUUUUCUUGCUCAGUUUGUGGUCAAAGAUUCUCCCAGAAGAGAGUAUUUAUAAAGCACACAAGAACCCACACUGGUGAGAAACCCUUUGCCUGCUCAGUUUUUGACAAAAGAUUCAAUCAGAAGAGAGACUUAACAAAGCACGAAAGAACUCACACUGGUGAAAAACCUUUUUACUGCUCAGUUUGUGACAAAAGAUUCUUUCAGAAGGGAGACUUAACAAAGCACACCAGAAUCCACACUGGUGAGAAACCGUUUCCCUGUUCAGAUUGUGGUCAAAGAUUCUCUCAGAAGGUCAAUUUAAAAAAACAUGUUCGAACCCACACUGGCGAGAAACCUUUUGUCUGUUCAGACUGUGGCCAAAGAUUCUCUGAGAAGGGAACAUUAACAAAGCACGUCAGAACCCACACUGGAGAGAAACCGUUUACCUGUUCAGACUGUGGCCAAAGCUUCUCUCACAAGGGAAGCUUAAAAAGGCACACAAGAACUCACACCGGUGAGAAACCCUUUGCUUGCUCAUUUUGUGGCCAAAGGUUAUCCUGGAAGUAUCAGAUUCAGAAUCAUAAGUGUGUUGAUAAGAUGAACAAUAAUCAAUGAAAUUUUCACAUCCCAUCUGAGCAGGCUUCAUCAGGCUGAUUGUAUUUGAUGUAACUUGAUCUUGGGCUGCUGAACUUUUCUUUUCCUUGACUGCAUUGAAAAGCUUGUUGUAGAAAAUUAAGCAUUCUCAUCGGGGUUAUAAUACAUUUGGAUUCUUCAUUAUCGUUACUUUUUAUUUGGCUUGGAGUUGUUUUAUUAAAUGUAGUUUUGUUUUAAUAAGUUUUCAGAGGAGGUUUGGUCAUUUGUAUUGAAAAUGAAAUGAAAAGAACGUUUAAAUGACAAGAGAAUGUGCGAAAUGAAUCCAAUAUGUGUGUGUUAGUAAAUCAAUAAAGCCUUACUUUGACACUCCAAUCAA